AUGGCCGAAACGGGCCCUGCCAUUAAACACUUCCGCUCCAAUCAAUGGGCAAAUAACCUCCUCUCCUCCGAGGACUACACUCCCAUCCCGACAGACUCGCGCCGCUUCAAGACCUCUUCCGGCGAAGAUGGCUUCUUUUCACGAACCCUAGCAACGCCCACGACCAUACCACACGUGCUGACCCUGCAAAAGCGCUCCAUCGCCCCGCCGCAAUCAGAACCCCCGACCUGGCUCCCUGCAACCAAGGAAGACGCCGCUGGAAAGAAGCCUACGCCCGGUACGACGCCUGCAGAUAUCAUUAUGCUCUAUGAUCUCGCAAGUCCGGGGCUCUCAGGACACCCAUCCACUGUUCAUGGUGGCAUUGUCGCAACCCUGAUCGACGAGGCGAUGUCUCUUGCUGUCGCGUCGCAUACCUCGCCUUCGGGAUCUGCACUUUCCCCGCCAUCGGAGACCUCGGCUUGGGAUGAUAACCCCCGCGGAAAAAUAUUUACCGCGCAGCUAGAUGUGCGUUAUCGUAAGCGCGUGACUAAUCCGGCGUUGCUGGUUGUUCGUGCGAAGGUUGUUGCUCGUGUUGGGAGGAAGUUCUGGGUUCGGGCGCAGGCGCUACAAGAGGACGAGGAGGGUGCCGGUGGGCACCUUGAGUGGGCUAAGAGGAAAGUUGUCAAGGCCGAUGCCAUGGCUUUCUGGGUUGUGGUUCCCGAGGAAAAGUUGUGA
This is a messenger RNA of Penicillium maclennaniae, 714 nucleotides long. RefSeq names its product PaaI family thioesterase. The transcript has a single exon. The record is from RefSeq and is a predicted model, not a curated record. Lineage: Eukaryota; Fungi; Ascomycota; Eurotiomycetes; Eurotiales; Aspergillaceae. The coding region runs from base 1 to 714 and encodes 237 amino acids.